CCAUGAAACCCGAAUCCAUGAUUCUAAGUUCUCGACGACAUUGGAUUGCUUCGAUUGCUGCUCAGUGUUGUGAGUUUGCUCGCUUUCGUUGGAUUUUGGAAUGUCUACGUCGUUCUCAUCAAGCCGUUCAACAUCAUGGUGCUCUAAAUUUUGAAUAAUGCACAUCAGUUCAUUAGCACGCCGAGCAGCGACUCUUACAGGUCUAACUUUCCUAUCAGUGUGCGUGUUUACUUUUUUAUGGAUAUUUUCGAUGUGACGGAAGCAUGAUAAAGACCACACUUUUUGCAUAUUCGACUUGAUAGCCUCAAUUUUACCGUCGGGCAUUUGCAGGAAAUCUUUGAGUGAAGCACUUAAGCGUAGAGCUAAAUUGACUGGAAGGUUAAGAAAUUGCCUUCCUUCAUCCAAAACCAAGUCAUCAACUGUUUGUUUUACUUUUACAGGUGGUGGAAGAAACCUAUUGUCUAGUAAUCUAAAUAGUCCACUUCUUGGACGACAGCAUUCUGUAUUUCUACAUUUUACAAUUUGAAGCAAGUAUUGGCUCUCACGCACAUGUCCCGAAUACCAUUUAAUGUCUUGAAAAUCAGGAAGAUCUUGUUCACCUGCCCCAACAUAUUUUGCAUUAACAUUAUAGGCAUCAAUUUCCAUUGAACUCCAUACUUCAGCUAAUACAUUUCCUGCAAAUUCGAAAUUAGAUCUUUCUAAAUGUUCAUCAAUUGUAACACCACGUUCAUCCAAAUGAGACCCAAAAUGGUCAUGAGGCAAUAUUAAACCAGCCAGUUCCCGACUAAGAGGAGCCAUUCUGCGCUCUACUCUGUUAUACGCACUUCUUCCAGGAGCAUUGGUAACUAAAAAUAAUGCAUCGAGAUCAUGUCGAUUUAAGUGUUGUAUAGUAAAUCCUAUGACUUUUUGAUAACGUGGAUUUUCAUCUGGCCCUCCAUCAACCGUGACUACCACUAGUUUUACUAGUUCAUUGUCAGUUUUAGCUAAUGGUC
Molecule: messenger RNA, 992 nt
Organism: Acanthoscelides obtectus
Lineage: Eukaryota; Metazoa; Arthropoda; Insecta; Coleoptera; Chrysomelidae
Source: the annotation of a GenBank genome assembly